GAGCAAACUACAACUAGGGCCCGACCAGAGGGCGGUCUCUUCCCCAGCAUGGCCCCCUUGGCCUGGGCCAUCUGCUGCCUCCUGGGGGGCCUCCUGCUUGGAGAGGGCAGCCCCAGCCCCGGCCCCAGUGCCAGCGUGCCCCGCCUGCGGCUCUCCUACCGAGACCUUCUGUCUGCCAAUCGCUCUGCCAUCUUCCUGGGCCCCCGAGGCUCUCUGGACCUCCAGGCCAUGUACCUGGAUGAGUACCGGGACCGCCUCUUUCUCGGGGGCCGCAAUGCCCUCUACUCUCUGCGGCUGGGCCAGGCAUGGCCAGACCCUCGGGAGGUCCUAUGGCCACCGCAGCCAGGACAGAGGGAGGAAUGUGUUCGAAAAGGAAGAGACCCUUCGAUGGAGUGUGCCAACUUUGUGCGGGUGCUGCAACCCCACAACCGGACCCACCUGCUGGCAUGUGGCACUGGGGCCUUCCAGCCCACCUGCGCCCUCGUCACUGUUGGGCAUCGUGGGGAGCACAUGCUCCACCUGGAGCCCAGCAGUGUACAAAGUGGACGGGGACGGUGCCCACACGAGCCCAGCCGUCCCUUCGCCAGUACCUUUGUAGGUGGGGAGCUGUACACCGGCCUCACUGCCGACUUCUUGGGGCGGGAGGCCAUGAUCUUCCGAAGUGGGGGUCCCCGGCCAGCUCUGCGUUCAGACUCUGAUCAAAGUGUCCUGCAUGAUCCUCGGUUUGUGCUGGCUGCACGGAUCCCUGACAACUCUGACCAGGACAACGACAAGGUGUACUUCUUUUUCUCGGAGACUGUCCCAUCGCCUGAUGGUGGCCCAGGCCACGUCACUGUCAGCCGUGUGGGCCGUGUCUGUGUGAAUGACGCUGGUGGCCAGCGGGUGCUGGUGAGCAAAUGGAGCACCUUCCUCAAGGCCAGGCUGGUCUGCUCUGUGCCUGGCCCUGGAGGCGCCGAGACCCACUUCGACCAGCUGGAGGAUGUAUUCUUGCUGUGGCCCAAGGCAGGGAAGAACGUCGAAGUGUAUGCACUGUUCAGCACUGUCAGUGCUGUGUUCCAGGGCUUCGCCGUCUGUGUGUACCACAUGGUGGACAUCUGGGAGGUUUUCAAUGGGCCCUUUGCCCACCGAGAAGGUCCUCAGCACCAGUGGGGGCCCUAUGGGGGCAAGGUGCCCUUCCCCCGGCCCGGCGUGUGCCCCAGCAAAAUGACUGCAAAGCCAGGACGACCUUUCGGCAGCACCAAGGACUACCCGGACGAGGUGCUGCAGUUUGUCAGAGCCCACCCCCUCAUGUUCCAGCCUGUGCGGCCUCGGCACGGCCGGCCUAUCCUCAUCAAGACUAACCUGGCCCAGCUGCUGAGGCAGAUCGUGGUGGACCGUGUGGAGGCGGAGGAUGGGACCUAUGAUGUCAUUUUCCUGGGGACUGACUCAGGCUCUGUGCUCAAGGUCAUGGUUCUGCAGGCAGCAGGCUCAGCUGAGCCUGAAGAAGUACUUCUGGAGGAGCUCCAGGUGUUUAAGGUGCCAACACCCAUCACCGAGAUGGAGAUCUCUGUCAAAAGGCAAAUGCUGUAUGUGUGCUCUCAGCUGGGUGUGGCCCAGCUGCGGCUGCACCAGUGUGAGACCUACGGCAGUGCCUGUGCAGAGUGCUGCCUGGCUCGGGACCCCUACUGUGCCUGGGACGGUGCCUCCUGUACCCGCUACCGCCCUAGCCUGAGCAAGCGCCGGUUCCGCCGGCAGGACAUCCGGCAUGGCAACCCUGCUGUACAGUGCCUGGGCCAGAGUCAGGAUGAGGAGGCUCCAGGACUAGUGACCACCAGGGUCUACGGCACUGAGCACAAUAGCACCUUCCUGGAGUGCCUGCCCAAGUCUCCCCAGGCUGCCGUGCGCUGGUUCUUGCAGAGGUCAGAGAAUGAGAGGCCUGACCAGGUGAAGACAGACGAGCGAGUCCUGCAAACAGAGCAGGGGCUGCUUUUCCGCAGACUCAGCCGCCUUGAUGCUGGUACCUACACCUGCACCACACUGGAGCACGGCUUCUCCCAGACUGUGGUCCGUCUGGCUCUGGAGGUGAUUGUGGCCGCACAGCUGGACAGUCUGUUCCCUGCAGGGCCGAAGCUGGAGGAGCCCCCAGCCCGAGGAGGCCUGGCCUCUGCUCUACCCAAGGCUUGGUAUAAGGACAUCCUGCAGCUCACUGGCUUUGCCCACCUGCCCCAGGUGGAUGAGUACUGUGAGCGUGUGUGGUGCAGAGGCAUUGGGGAGCAUUCAGGUUCUUUCCGAAGCCGGGGAAAACAGGCCAAGGGCAAAAGCUGGGCAGGGCUAGUGCUGGGCAAGAAGGUAAAGAGUCGGGGCCAGGCUGAGCGCAAUCGGACACCUCGGGAGGUAGAGGCCACAUAGAAGAUGGCCAGUGGGGGUGGUGGUCAGGGGAACCCAGCAGCAACCUCCAGCAUCUCCCACCUGCCCAGCAAAGGCAGAGGGAGCCAGGAUGCCUGAUUGCUUCUUAAGGUCUCUCAGGAAAGACUGGUGGCCUGAGGGAAGGGCCCUGUGCCUGCGGCCUGUUCCCUGCGGCCUGUUCCCUGCCCCUCUUUGUGUUCUCAGUCUCAGAUCGAAGCUGGUACACUCUGGCCCCUGGAGCCCCAAGGGAGCUGCCAUUUGUUCUCAGAGAUGGCCUGGCUUCCGGAGCACAUUUCCGGUUGUGCCCAAGGCAAGAGGGGUGGGUAGUUCUUUCCCAGCCUGCAGAACAAUGGGCAUUCUAAGUGACCCUCAGAGUGGGUAUGGGGGUAGCUCUAAGGAAAUAUGUGGGCAAGGGUCCUCAAGCAGCCCAAGGAAUGUAGAAGUAGCCCUUAAGGUAGUACCUAUUAAGAAAAGAGCUGGGGAGGGAACGUAGAGGUGUUGAGAAAGUAGAGCAGUGACCCCCUGCCCUUUCACGCCAUGACAGGUUGGUGGUUCCCUGCCACAGCCUCUCACCGCUUCUGUAUCUCAGAAUUACAGAGGCAUCGGCUGCUGGUUAUCUGGGAGUGGUCUGGACCUUGGAUCCUGCUUUACAAACCAGGGGGAGGGAUCUCACAGCCUAACCUCCCUUCCUCAGGCCCCAAACUGUCAGGCCAGGUUUGCUGGGAUACCCACACCUCCUGACAGAUUCCACCCCCAGGACCCCUUACCAUUAGGUUCCUAUGCUAAGAAGUAGGGAGAGGGGUAGGAUCUACGGCAGUGACAUCGAACUUUUUAGAGCUUUUAAUGAUAAACAGCCCACUGCGGCAGAUGUGCUAUAUGUUUACCACCACUGACCUAGGGAAUGUCAACCCCCCUCUCUGUGAUGGGGAGAUGGGGAGAAGUGAGCUGGAGAAGUAUAAGGGUGGGAGGAGUGGGCUACCUUUCCAGAGCAAUCCAGGUGCCCCACACCUGGGAGGGUAGCAAUGUGGAGGCUCUGUGAGCUGCAGCUGGUGAUCAUUAUUGGAACCAGGACUUUUUCCAGGACCACAGAGAACUGAGAAGCUAUGGACAUGGAAGGAGGGUGGGAGACCCUCAGGCUGGGCAAGAAGCAGGUGUCUUUAAGAACUCAAGUUGAUAUUAAUUAGUUCAGGAGCCACUGGGAAGACCA
Messenger RNA from Chinchilla lanigera (long-tailed chinchilla), 3592 nucleotides. RefSeq names its product sema domain, immunoglobulin domain (Ig), short basic domain, secreted, (semaphorin) 3G (gene Sema3g). The record is from RefSeq and is a predicted model, not a curated record. NCBI's taxonomy places the organism in Eukaryota, Metazoa, Chordata, Mammalia, Rodentia, Chinchillidae. The transcript is spliced from 16 exons. Gene Ontology annotation, molecular function: semaphorin receptor binding; chemorepellent activity. The coding region runs from base 49 to 2388 and encodes 779 amino acids. Gene Ontology annotation, biological process: negative regulation of axon extension involved in axon guidance; neural crest cell migration; positive regulation of cell migration.